This is a messenger RNA of Adineta ricciae, 2190 nucleotides long. The record is from the annotation of a GenBank genome assembly. NCBI's taxonomy places the organism in Eukaryota, Metazoa, Rotifera, Eurotatoria, Adinetida, Adinetidae.
AUGCAUGCAUUCACUCGUAGCUCUUUCCAUUAUCUUUCUUUUCUAUACGGAGGCACCACAGUGUUUCGAUUCAUUAAAGAAUACAUUACAUCACUGAUACAAGAUGUACCGGAAUCGCGUGAUACGAGAGUAGUAAUCAACAUGUUCAAAAGAUCACUGAACACUCGUCAAUGGAUUGUCAUCUGCACAAUUAUUCUGAUCGGGUUGAAUCUUCCACUGGUAAUCAUCUUAUCCAAGAAAUUCAUCGAACGCACUUUACAGCUGAGAAAAGCUAUCACAUUCGCCGAAAUUGGAGAGAACUAUGAAGAAGAUGCUCAGUUUACCAAAGCACUUCACUUCUAUCAACGCGCUUUAAACAUCAAAAUAAACAUUCUCUCUCCUACACAUCCUACCUUGGCAACACGUUACAAUAACGUUGGCUCUGUGUAUUCUAAUCUAGCCGAGUAUUCGAAGGCUCUCGAAAACUACAACAAGGCGCUUGAAAUCCAACAGAAAGCUCUUCCUUUCGAUCAUCCAGAUUUAGCAGCAACUCACAACAACAUUGGCGAAGUUUAUUUUUCUAUAGGAGAUAACUCACGAGCUCUGGAAAAUUACAACAAAGCGCUGGAAAUCCAACAGAAAAUUCUUCCGUCGAACCAUCCAGACUUAGCGAUCACUUACAAUAACAUUGGUUCAACACAUUACCAGAUGAGUCAGUAUUCAAAAACAUUGGAGAACCACAACAAAGCGUUAGAGAUCCAACAAAAAACUCUCCCUUCCAAUCAUUCACUCUUAGCAGCAACAUACACCUACAUCGGUUCUUUGUAUUUUGCGACAGGAGAAUAUUCCAGAGCCCUUCAAAAGUACGAUGAAGCCCUUGAAAUUCGAUACAAAGCUCUUCCUUCCAACCAUCCUGACUUAGCAACGACGUACAACAACAUCGGUCGAGUGUAUUCUGUCAUGGGCGGCCACUCAAGAGCUUUAGAGAACUACAAAAAAGCGCUUGGAAUUCAGCACAUGAACCUUCCUUCGUAUCAUCCCCACUUAGUAGUGACGUAUAACAACAUUGGUUCUGCGUAUAAUAAAAUGGGCGACCACACAACAGCUCUGAAACACUACGACCGAGCACUCAAAAUUCAACACAAAGUUUUACCUUCGACGCAUCCAAGUGUAGCGACGACGUACAACAACAUUGGUGCAGUGCAUCUCAUUAUGGGGAAUUAUGCUCGAGCUCUAAAGAAUUAUCACAAACAGUUAGAAAUUGAGCAAAAAUCCCUUCCAUCGACACAUCCAGAUUUAGCAACAACAUACAGUAACAUCGGCUUUGCAUACACAAAAAUGGGCGAUCACUCAAGAGCUCUGGAAAACUACAACAAAGCACUCGAAAUUCUAUACCAAAGUCUUCCCCCCAACCACCCUGACUUAGCAACGGCGUACAACAACUUAGGCGCUGUGUAUUUUCGUCUGGGCGAAUAUUCGAAGGCUCUCGAGAACUAUAACAAGGCGUUUGAAAUCCAACAGAAAGCUCUACCUUCGAACCAUCCAGAGUUAGCAACGACGUACAGCAACAUUGGUGUACUGUAUUAUUAUAUGGAAGAUCACUCACGAGCUUUAGAAAACUACCAAAAAGCACUGGAAAUUGAGCAGAGCGCUCUCCCUGCGAGCCAUCCAGACUUAGGAAAAACAUACAGUAACAUCGGCUUAGUGUAUUCUAAGAUGCGCUCUUAUUCAAGAGCUCUGGAAAAUUACGAUAAAGCGCUUGAAAUUCAGCACAAAACUCUUCCUUCCAAUCAUCCAGACUUGGCGACAAUGUACAACAACAUCGGUUUAGUUUAUUCUGAUAUGAAAGACCAUUCAAGAGCUCUUGAAAACUACGUCAAAGCGCUUGAAAUUCGACACAAAGCUCUUCCUUCCAACCAUCCCGACUUAGCAACGACGUACAACAACAUCGGUCGAGUGUAUUCUGUCAUGGGCGACCACUCAAGAGCUUUAGAGAACUAUAAAAAAGCGCUUGGAAUUCAGCACGUGAUCCUUCCUACGUACCAUCCCGACUUAACAGUGACGUACAAUAACAUUGCAUCUGUGUACAAUAAGACGGACCAAUUCUCGAGAGCAGUCAAUCCUCACUCUCUUCCAGACAAUGGGAUCGUGUAUAGCAUUGCGAACGGGACGUAUGAGAGGUGGAAUGAAGAUUUAUUGACCGGAGAAUAG